Molecule: messenger RNA, 3008 nt
Organism: Caretta caretta (loggerhead turtle)
Lineage: Eukaryota; Metazoa; Chordata; Testudines; Cheloniidae
Gene: NOXO1
Product: NADPH oxidase organizer 1
Biological process (GO): superoxide anion generation
Cellular component (GO): cytoplasm
Molecular function (GO): phosphatidylinositol binding; protein binding; superoxide-generating NADPH oxidase activator activity
Source: RefSeq, a predicted model, not a curated record
UUGAGCCAGUGUGCAGUGAGAGCAGCAUCUGCCUGUAGGAGAGAUGAACUGUUGCCGGUACCCUGUUGAUGUGAAAGCUGUUGGCUUGAUGCAGUGCAAAAAGCAGAAGAAGUACAUGAUGGCUGUGUCCUGGUCAGACCGAAAUAACAUUCUCAUCUAUAGGACUUUUGAAGAGUUUAAGAAAUUUCAUAAAGUAUUGAAGAGAAAAUUCCCCAUAGAAGGUGGUUUACUGAAGAAAUCUGACCGGAGCAUUCCAAAGUUUAAAGAUGCAAAAUUGAUGCAGAGAAAGAGCAGGAAUUUGAGCAGGUCAAUGGAGAGAUUGAAACUGCUGGAGACUUACUCCCAGGAGCUGCUGAAAGCGGAUGCUAAGGUCUCCCAGAGUGAAGAUGUGAUCCAGUUUUUCAAAGCUCAAACCCAAGACCUAGAUCCUUCCUUUCCAGAAAACAGCAUUAUAAUUAUGCCCUCAGAAAUGGGAGAUGGAAAGAAAGACCAGCCCAAGCAGCAGAACCCCUCUGUUACUCAGCCGGUAGUCUCCCAGAGCUACAGCUGCAUUGAAGCCUAUGAAACCAAAGACACAAAGAACAGACCCUUCAAAGUUGCCAAGAAGGAAAUUGUCGAAGUGUUAAUCAAGGACAUGACCGGGUGGUGGCUGGUGGAGAACAAGGAUCAGCAAAUAGCCUGGUUCCCAGCUCCGUAUCUGGAGGAGAGAGUAACUGGGGAGGAGAGUCCAAAUGCCAGAGAACUGGAUGAGGAGGGGACUCUGUAUUACGCCAUGCGGGCCUACGAAUCUCAGAAGGCCGAUGAGCUCUCUCUGAAUGUCGGGGUAGUUGUGGAGGUGCUGGAGAAAUCUGACAAUGGCUGGUGGCUGAUCUGGUACAAUGAGCGCACUGGCUACAUCCCCUCCAUGUUCCUCCAGCCCUAUAAGAACCCGCACAGCAAGUUCCAAACAAUGGUGAACACUGGCCUCUGUGUGUCCACCCCUAACCUGCUGCAGGCCGCCAGCCUCUCCAACUGGAGUUCCCUCCCCCAGCGCAAGACACAGGCAGGGGACGAGCCCCCGACUCGCUCAGCGCAUGAGAGGCCCAUAAAGGACAGGGAUCCUCCGAGCAGAAUGAGAUCGAGAUCUCUGAGCGGCCCGCUGCCUGCGGCAGAGAGCACAGCCAGCUCCAACCUCACGUGUGAGCUAGACAGCCUGUCUGUUAGUUCUGGGAGCGGGAGCGAACACGGCUUCAACCGGGAUUGGAAGGCAGUCUCAUCAGGGUCUCUGCCUGGAGUCAAGCAGGCUGGGGCUGGCCUCCUGCAAGCGAGCCUAGGUCAAGCCUCGGCCAGUCGAGGCAGCAAAGCUCCUCACCUCACCAGCAAGGAUAGGAAUGAUUCAGGCUUUGAGGAGGAGUCUCCAAGCGACUCAGAUUCUUUCCUUCACAGCCCAGACUCUGCUGCCAGCAUCCCCAAGGUGCCCGUGCGACCCGCGGUCCAGGAAAUCCUCCAGAAAUGCAGCACUGUGACCAAGAGAGCCAUGCAAAGGGCUGCACCCAGGCCAAGCCUGCAACCCUCCCCUCACCUCCACCCUGGAGGGGAGACGUGUGCAAAACCGACUGAUGCUCUAGACCAUGUGUGCCUCCGAUGAGACUCCGUUAUCGCCCUGAGCUGGAGGGUGGAGACUGCAGUAGCUGAAAUUCCUGACAUUAUCCUGGCUCAGCUGACUGAGAGGAUGGACUCAGCCUUUAACUCCUGGUUGGAAGCUGCUCUUGCAUGGUUGCUUGACUGGCUGGUUUGCACUAAUACACUGGACUCGCUGUUCACACAGGAAGAACUGGAGGCUGGAAUGCCGCAGAAUUGUCUCUGCUGCAGAUACUGCACCAGAUCCGCAACUGGCAUAAAUGGGGUCAUUCCACUGACUUCAGUAGAGUUGUUUACACCAGCUGAGGCUUUGGCCCACUAACUGGUUAAGAGGUUAAACUUUAGAGUUAAAUUAAUCCCAGCCAUCUGCCUAAGGAUUGCUUUACCCCAUUAUUGGGGCAUGAAGGGAACUGAGGCCCAGAGGCUAAGUGACUUGCUCAAGGUUAUGCAGAAAAUAAGAGUAGGAAAUUGAACACUGAUCUUGUAAGUGCGAGGCCAGCACCCAAACCACCAGACCAGCCUUCCUCUGAAAGACUUGUACUUAAGUGCAGUGUUAAAUCAGUGCAGGCUGGGAUCAGUUUGCUUUACACAUUGUAACCACAUCUCUCACACUUCAGCACAUGUAUUCUCUUAGGGUCCACUGCAGCGUUAGGCGAUUCAGUCCCCACCCUUGUAAACAAUCACAUUUGUUGGGAGGAGAGGGAGUUCUCUGACCCAGACUUUCUUUCGCUUAUUUCGGUAGAGCCAAGUGAAUAAUUCAUAGGAAUCAUUUAUUCAAACUGUCCAGUCCUCUGCUCUGUCCCCAAAUUGACCUGCGAGCAGUUUGGAAUGUUGUUGAACCAUGAAUGAAUUCAAUGCUAUUUGUCAAACCGUUUUGGUGAAUCACACUGGAUCUGCAGAUUGGCCACCAGAACUGAAAAGUCAAGCUGUUAGGCAGCUUGGAUGGCUGGCUUUAUCCUUCCAAGGCGGGUCUGUACGGGCUUGGGCACGUAAGUCCCAUGAUCUCACUUAUCUAUGUGAAUGACCGUAAUUAUUUGGAUCAGGUCUUUGGUGUGAAUUUUCCCCCUUAUGAGCUAAGUGUUGACUGCCAAUGAAGAUUCUCUAAUAUUAGCUUAAAUUCACCCUUUACACAACCAUUCCCACCUGUAAACUCACUCCUGAAGAUGCUCAUGGGAAAACCUAUUUUUAAUUCAAAGGCGCUUUAAGCUAUCCCACCCCCGAGCAGUAAUUUAAUUACCCUUCCAUAAAUCUGCUAUUCUGACUUUCUGAGACAUGCCUGUGAGAUCACAAUGAACCAAGCUGUUUUGUUCAGCUUGCAAGGUAUUUAUUGUUCUAAAUUACAUGUAUUUAUGGCUUGGUUUGGAUUAAACAUAUGAUAGAACCUCUCA